AUAACACUUUAGCUUCAGCUUAGAUAAGUCAAAGGUAUACCUUGAAUCUUCAAUCAAAUUUAUAACCUAACUUAUCUUCAAAAUGAAGGUCUUAACAGCUUUUCUUUCUCUAGCGUCAGCUGUCCAAGCCCACUACACAUUUCCCGCGCUGGUUGCAGGUAGCGGCGCUACGAGUAAGUGGGAGUAUGUAAGGAAGACAACAAACUAUCAAAGCAACGGGCCAGUCACCGAUGUCACAUCUGAACAGUUCAGAUGCUACCAACUUGCGCCUGGCAACGAGGGAGCGAAGACAAUGACAGUAGCUGCCGGUUCGACAGUUGGCUUCACGGCUGAUGCUUCGGUCUCUCACCCAGGGACUCUACAAUUUUACAUGGCGAAGGUCCCCGCUGGGCAAACGGCUGAUUCCUGGGAUGGGUCCGGAGCUGUGUGGUUCAAGAUUUUCUCGCAGGGCCCUAACAUCGGACCCAGCGGCCUCACGUGGCCAAGCCAGGGCGCCAAGCAGGUGACGACCAAGAUCCCCGAGUGUAUUCCCGCAGGCGACUAUCUACUUCGCGUAGAGCACAUCGCCCUUCACAGUGCCGGCUCAGUUGGCGGUGCCCAAACUUACAUAUCCUGCGCUCAGUUGACAGUUACCGGAGGUGGAAGCAAGAGCCCGACUAACCUCGUCUCGUUCCCUGGCGCAUACAAGGCUACAGACCCUGGUCUUUUGAUCAACAUCUACUACCCUGUCCCCACGUCUUAUACCGCUCCUGGACCGGCUGUAUUCACUUGCUGAUUGAUCGCACGUGCGAUGGAGUCGAUAGCAAUUGAUAUUAUACUAGUUAAUAUACGACAUUUAAGACACCUGCGCCUUGAAACUAAGCGUGUUUAAAAUAUGCUAUGCGGCAAC
This is a messenger RNA of Annulohypoxylon maeteangense, 889 nucleotides long. RefSeq names its product glycoside hydrolase family 61 protein. The coding region runs from base 83 to 775 and encodes 230 amino acids. NCBI's taxonomy places the organism in Eukaryota, Fungi, Ascomycota, Sordariomycetes, Xylariales, Hypoxylaceae. The record is from RefSeq and is a predicted model, not a curated record. The transcript is spliced from 3 exons.